Messenger RNA from Truncatella angustata, 1632 nucleotides. RefSeq names its product FAD binding domain-containing protein. Gene Ontology annotation, cellular component: mitochondrion. Gene Ontology annotation, biological process: ubiquinone biosynthetic process. The record is from RefSeq and is a predicted model, not a curated record. Lineage: Eukaryota; Fungi; Ascomycota; Sordariomycetes; Amphisphaeriales; Sporocadaceae. Gene Ontology annotation, molecular function: oxidoreductase activity; FAD binding. Bases 281 to 1489 code for a protein of 402 amino acids. The transcript is spliced from 5 exons.
UGCGUCUGAGUCCACAGCAAAGCUGUGGGUACUGUAACAUAGCUCAUCCAUUUCCAGAUAUACUGCGCUACAUGCAUGCUCCCCCGGCUCGAGCUGCGGGGCUUCGUGCGACAGGAUUCUGCCGCGAAUAAUACCCGGCUCUCUUCUGAACAGCUCCCAACAAUAAAGUCAUCGCAUUCGCUUCUCAAGUCUUCCCUUAAGAGCUUCUCGUAGUAAAAAUUUUGGAAACUUAGCAACAGGUGUAGGCUUUGGGCACUAUGGAGCGCCCAUUCAAGAAACAAUGCAGGUGUUGAUCGUGGGAGCGGGCCCGUCUGGCCUGCUCUUGUGCUUACUCCUAGCUAAGCACGGUAUUCCAGUCCACCUUGUAGAAGCCUCUGAUCAUCUCGACGACCGUCCACGGGCAGCCAUUUAUGGGCCGCCCGCAAUCCCGGAUCUCAAGCGCGCCGGGAUUUUAGACGAGGUGCGCCGAAGAGGGAUGACGAACAGCACAAUGACAUGGUGGCAACUCGACCAUACAGCCAUUGCCAGCCUAGACGCCAGCGGACUCUCAGAUGUUGAUGGCGAAGACUUGCGUACCACGUGCCUUGUGUUAGAUGAGCUGGAUCGACUGAUGUUGGACGAAUUUCAGUCAAAACACAACGGCGUCAUUCAUUGGAACCACAAAGUGGUCGACGUGGGCCAGAACGAUGAGAAGGCAUGGGUAGAAGUUGACACCCCGAGUGGACGUAGCAAGAUAUACGCAGACUAUAUUGUGGGGUGCGAUGGAGCUGGGAGCCAAGUGCGGAAAUCUCUCUUCGAGGACUUUCCUGGUUUUACAUGGGACCAGCAGAUUGUAGCUACUAAUGUCUACUAUAAUUUUGAUGAAAAGUUUGGUCUUGCUAACUCCAAUUUUAUAGUGCACCCAGAGCACUUUGUGAUGAUAGCGAAAAUUACCGCUGAUGGCUUGUAUCGGGUCACCUAUGGAGAACUACCUGGGCUUAGCUGGGAGGAAAUCAAGAAGAGACAGCCAUGGAAGUAUGAGACAAUACUUCCAGGUCAUCCUAAGCCGGAGGAAUACAACUUGGUGAGCAUGGCUCCGUAUAAAAUGCAUCAACGGUGUGCGCCAUCGUUCCGCGUUGGAAGAGUACUACUCGCUGCUGAUGCAGCGCACUUAUGCAACCCAUGGGGAGGGCAAGGCAUUACCGGCGGCUUCGUUGAUGUCGGGGGCUUGUAUGAAUGCCUCGCUGGCAUGUGGGACGGAAAAGCAGAUGACACCAUACUCGACGUCUAUAGUGAGAAACGGAUAGAGAAGUGGAAGACCGUGAUCGAUAGAGUAUCACAGGAUAAUUUUCGACGCGUGUCUGAUGCAGAUCCCGACUCGCUGCUAGAAAGAGACCCAUUCUUGCUGGAGUGCAAGAGGAUUGAGCAUGAUAAGCAUUCGCAGCGCAACAUGAUGCUAUCGUCCUUGCAACUGAGGUAUGACUUCACGCAGCAUUACUUCAGAGCUUGAAUAGUACGUUACUUAGCAGGACAGGACUCAAUGAGAUUAUGGACCGUCGCAUCUGUUCACAAGUAUGUAAAGCGAGCAAGGGGGUAUAUAUUUACCUCCACGUUAUUGCCGAUUGAAAGUCGAGGGGCAAAUGCGGGGUCCCG